This is a messenger RNA of Nilaparvata lugens (brown planthopper), 263 nucleotides long. RefSeq lists its product as uncharacterized. Lineage: Eukaryota; Metazoa; Arthropoda; Insecta; Hemiptera; Delphacidae. The record is from RefSeq and is a predicted model, not a curated record.
UUGUUGUUGUCGGUUCGCAGAUGACGGAAUUGCUGAUGCAGCAGCAUGAUGGUGGUGGCGGAGGCGGUCGCCGCGACUUUGUCGGCGUGCGACGUUGUCGCAGUCCGGCGGUGGCGCGCUACUCGGCCUACGAGGAGCGACCGAGUGGCCUGGGGCUGUGCGAACUGAAGCAUAGCAAGAGCGACGACCUCGUGCUGCAGAGUGCUCCCUCGCAGCCGCCCGAGAUGCAUCACGGCAUCAGCGAUGUCGCCCUACAGAUACAG